Elephantulus edwardii (Cape elephant shrew) is the source of this 1686-nucleotide messenger RNA. It is a transcript of the gene INSM2, whose product is annotated as insulinoma-associated 2. Gene Ontology annotation, molecular function: RNA polymerase II cis-regulatory region sequence-specific DNA binding; DNA-binding transcription repressor activity, RNA polymerase II-specific. The transcript has a single exon. Gene Ontology annotation, cellular component: transcription repressor complex; nucleus. The record is from RefSeq and is a predicted model, not a curated record. The coding region runs from base 1 to 1686 and encodes 561 amino acids. Gene Ontology annotation, biological process: regulation of cell cycle process; neuron differentiation; negative regulation of transcription by RNA polymerase II. NCBI's taxonomy places the organism in Eukaryota, Metazoa, Chordata, Mammalia, Macroscelidea, Macroscelididae.
AUGCCGAGGGGCUUCCUGGUGAAGCGAACUAAAAGGACAGGCGGCUCGUACCGAGUACGUUUAGCCCAGCGAAUGUUUCCGCUCAUGGGGCCCGAGGGGGCGCCGCCCUUUCCAGAGGAGGCCCCCAGCGCCUCUCUACCUGGUGAGGAUCGGGCGCCGUCCCCUGUCGAGGAGGAGCCAGGAAAGGGGCUGGCGGCAGAGGCAGCUCGGGAACUAUCAGGGUCACCCUGCCAGGCAGCUGGGGUGAGUUUAGGAUCGCGCGGACGCGAAGGCGCCGAGUGGAGAGCAGACGACAGCGAGGGUCCCGGGCCCAGCCCUAGCCCCACGAAGCCGGCGGGCGCAGAGAUGCGCCGAGCGUUCCUGGAGCGUUGUCUCAGCUCACCAGUCUCGGCAGAGUCCUUCCCCGGGGGCGCCGCCUCAGUGGCCGCUUUUUCCUGCUCAGUGGCGCCAGCAGCUGCCCCUACCUCAGGGGAGCAGUUCCUGCUGCCUUUCCGGGCACCAUUCCCAGAGCCCACUCUCCAUCAGGACCCCGCGCCCCUGUCAGCCACCCUGCAUGGCCUGAAGCGAGCAGCCAGCAGCGAGCGCCGUGCCAAGUUACCCUCAGGCUGCCCGUCGGGACUCGUGGCCGCUGGAGUCAAGAAGCCAAAAGCGAUGAGGAAGUUGAGCUUUGCGGACGAGGUAACCACGUCCCCGGUCCUGGGUCUGAAGAUAAAGGAGGAGGAGCCGGGAGUGCCAUCCCGGGGUCUGGGGAGCAGCCGAACGCCGCUGGGGGAGUUCAUCUGCCAGCUGUGCAAGGAGCAGUACGCAGACCCCUUCGCGCUAGCGCAGCACCGUUGCUCCCGCAUCGUGCGCGUGGAGUACCGCUGCCCGGAGUGCGAUAAGGUCUUCAGCUGCCCUGCGAACCUUGCCUCCCAUCGUCGCUGGCACAAGCCGCGUCCAGUAGCCGCAAACACCGCCACCGCCUCCUCUGCCGACGGGAAGCCUCCUCCUCCGUUGUCCUCGUCCUCUCCGGACUCGGGGACCAUAGCAUCUUUCCUGGCGGAGGGGAAGGAGAACGGUCGGGCGGAGCGGACAGCGGUUCAGCACCCACCGAGCAGGGACAGCUCCGGGACGGAUCAGCACCAGGACAGCGCUCUGCGCCCCAGCCUCCAGGUGCUGCCGCUCUCAGAGCCACCGCUGCCACAAGUCUCCUAUACCGAGGGGGUGUUGAGCCGCCGCGUGCCUGGACCAAGUAGUGCCAAUAGUGUUGGGGGAUCUGAGAUCUUCGUGUGUCCUUACUGCCACAAAAAGUUCCGUCGCCAAGCCUAUCUGCGCAAGCACCUGGGCACUCACGAGCCAGGCUCAGCCUGCGCGCUGGCCCCGGGCUUUGCUGAACGCGGCGCACCUCUCGCCUUCGCUUGCCCGCUGUGCGGGGCGCACUUCCCGUCUGCAGACAUCAGAGACAAGCACCGGCUGUGGCACGCGGUCCGUGAAGAGCUGCUUCUACCCGCUCUGGCGGGGGCGCCCCAUGAGGUGCCAAGCUCAGGCGGGGCAUCAGACGGGGGUGGCCAGCAAAUUUUCUCUUGCAAGCACUGCCCGUCCACCUUUUUCAGCUCCCCAGGGCUGACCCGGCACAUUAAUAAAUGCCAUCCCUCAGAAAGUAGGCAGGUAUUGCUGCUGCAGAUGCCACUACGGCCUGGCUGCUGA